Sphaeroforma arctica JP610 is the source of this 306-nucleotide messenger RNA. RefSeq lists its product as hypothetical. The coding region runs from base 1 to 306 and encodes 101 amino acids. The transcript has a single exon. NCBI's taxonomy places the organism in Eukaryota, Ichthyosporea, Ichthyophonida. The record is from RefSeq and is a predicted model, not a curated record.
AUGGCGAUUAGGCAGACCGGCGCUGUGCAAGCUUACGCCGAGAAGUUUCAAGAGCUAUUACUUAAUGUACCGAACAUGCAAGAGAACGAGGUAGUAGCUAUAUACAUCAAGAGACUUGACGACCAGUUGAAGAUGGAGGUACGCUUGAAGUUGGCUAAUGAAGACAGCUUAGUAGAGGCAAUGAGACUUGCAGACAUUGUAGCUUCGAUUAUUCAGAAGUCACGUGGUGCACGUGACAAGGUACUUUUUGCUAAGACUGUUUGUUUGACGGAGAGUGCCGAAAUUGUGGCAAUAAAAGCCACAUGA